Molecule: messenger RNA, 3276 nt
Organism: Frankliniella occidentalis (western flower thrips)
Lineage: Eukaryota; Metazoa; Arthropoda; Insecta; Thysanoptera; Thripidae
Product: putative U5 small nuclear ribonucleoprotein 200 kDa helicase
Exons: 7
Coding region: 217-3276 (1019 amino acids)
Cellular component (GO): nucleus
Molecular function (GO): nucleic acid binding; ATP binding
Source: RefSeq, a predicted model, not a curated record
UAAACGCAGCCCGCGGUGUUUCGCUCCAUGUUCGUUUUGAUGGUGGUCGGCUUGUUGUGUUGUGACCGGCGCACUUAACUCUGACGCAUUGCAGUAAUUGUCGCAAGUUAAAAGUCGAGUGCUCCCGACGGGGCUCAAGCGUUGGUCCUGCGAGUCGCGGGGGAAUGCGGGGGCCGUCUUAAACUACAGAAACUUGAUUUGUUGUGAAGCGACACCAUGGCGGACGCAGCGGCCCGUCAGCUUCAGUACGAGUACAAAGCGAACUCCAAUCUUGUCCUUCAAGCAGAUGUUCGUCUCAUCGAAAGACGAAGUCGCGAUGAAGCAACCGGAGAGGUUAUGUCGUUGGUGGGCAAGUUGGACGGUACCCGGAUGGGGGACAGGUUCAUGAGGUCCCGACCAGACAAAGCUGAAGAACGCAAAGCAAAGCGUCAGAAGCGAGACGAAGCCCAGUAUGACUUCGCUCGGAUGAAGGGAGCUACUCUGCUUUCAGAAGGUGUUGAUGAAAUGGUUGGUAUUGUAUACCGUCCUAAGACACAGGAGACAAGACAGACAUAUGAAGUCUUGUUAAGUUUUAUUCAGGAGGCAUUGGGUGACCAGCCAAGAGACAUUCUGUGCGGUGCAGCAGAUGAGGUUCUGUCUGUUUUAAAGAAUGACAGAUUGAAAGAGCGUGAAAAGAAGAAAGAAACAGAGUCUCUUUUAGGAGGCUUGGCUGAUGAAAGAUUUGCACUGCUAGUCAAUUUAGGAAAAAAGAUAACAGAUUUUGGUGCAAAGGAAGAGGUAGCUGUCGCAGAGGAAAAUAUUGAUGAAGCAUAUGGAAUUAAUGUCCAGUUUGGUGAGUCUGAUGGUGAGGAAGAUGACAAUGAAAAUACCUUUGGUGAAAUUUCAGAAAAUGAAGAUGAAGAGGAAGGAGAAGAGGCUAAAGAUGAUGCCGCUAUUAGAUCAGAAAAUCUUGCUGCUCUAGAAGAGCAAAGAAAAUCUAAAGAAACCUCCUUGCAUCCAUUAGAUAUUGAUGCCUACUGGCUGCAAAGACGACUCUCCAAAAUCUAUGAUGAUGCUAUUGUUUCCCAAUCUAAAGCUGCAGAAGUCUUAAAAGUAUUGAAGGAUGCUGGAGAUGACAGGGAAUGCGAAAACUUACUAGUGCUGCUGUUGGGUUAUGAUUGCUUUGAUUUCAUCAAACUACUCAAGAAACACAGGCAAAUGAUUUCAUAUUGCACUGAAUUGGCUUCGUCCCAAAGUGAUUCGGACCGGAAGAGAAUAAGAGAUGCCAUGAAUGACGACCCAAACCUUGCCAAAAUAUUGCGUCAGCUUGAUACUGGUAAAGUUGAUGAUGACAAAAUGAAUGGAAGCGAAAGCCAAGCGGCCAGAGCAGCCCGUAAGCGCGAGGCUGAUGCUCAUGAAGGCACAGAAGGCAAAGGAGGUCAGGUUGAAGGUAGCCGUGUCCUGUUGGAUCUUGAAGACCUAAUAUUUUCUCAAGGCUCUCAUUUCAUGUCCAGCAAGCGUUGCCAACUGCCAGAGGGAUCUUUCAGGAAGCAACGUAAGGGAUAUGAAGAGGUUCAUGUACCUGCCCUGAAACCAAAGCCUUUUGCUGCUGAUGAAAAAUUGGUUCCAAUUGAAGAUCUCCCCAAAUAUGCUCAACCUGCAUUCAAGGAUUUCAAAACUCUCAAUCGAAUCCAAAGUCGCUUGCAUGCAGCUGCCCUUGGCUCUGAUGACAAUCUGCUACUAUGUGCUCCAACUGGUGCUGGUAAAACCAACGUGGCUCUUUUGACCAUGAUGAGAGAAAUAGGAAAGCACAUAAAUGCUGAUGGUACAAUCAAUGCUGAUGAAUUCAAAAUUAUCUAUAUUGCUCCCAUGCGUUCUCUUGUACAAGAAAUGGUUGGUAACUUUGGAAAACGCCUUCAGUCAUACAAUCUGACUGUAUCUGAAUUGACUGGAGACCACCAACUGACACGUGAGCAAAUUAACGCUACUCAGGUCAUUGUCUGUACGCCCGAGAAGUGGGAUAUCAUUACCAGAAAAGGAGGGGACAAAACUUUUACACAACUUGUUCGUCUCAUCAUUAUUGAUGAAAUUCAUCUUCUCCAUGAUGAGCGUGGCCCUGUUCUUGAGGCAUUGGUAGCAAGAACUAUCAGAAACUGCAAUACUAUUCAAGAGGAAGUUCGUAUUAUUGGGUUAUCUGCAACUCUACCCAACUACCAAGAUGUUGCUACAUUCCUGAGAGUUGAGCCGAAAACAGGCUUGUUCUACUUUGACAACAGUUUCCGUCCAGUUUCAUUGGAACAACAGUAUAUUGGUGUGACAGAGAAGAAAGCAAUGAAGCGGUUCCAGGUGAUGAAUGAAAUUGUCUAUGAGAAAGUAAUGGAGCAUGCUGGUCGCAAUCAAGUUCUUGUAUUCGUGCAUUCUCGAAAAGAAACUGGUAAAACAGCAAGGGCUAUUAGAGACAUGUGCUUGGAGAAGGAUUCUCUUGGUCAGUUUUUGAGAGAAGGAUCGGCCUCCAUGGAAGUUCUUAGGACAGAAGCUGAACAAGUAAAGAACGGGGAACUGAAGGAUUUGUUGCCCUAUGGUUUUGCUAUCCAUCAUGCUGGUAUGUCGAGGGUGGAUCGUACUCUGGUGGAGGAUUUGUUUGCCGACAGACACAUCCAGGUCCUCAUUUCAACAGCCACUCUAGCUUGGGGUGUCAAUCUUCCUGCUCAUACUGUAAUUAUCAAGGGCACACAAGUGUACAACCCUGAGAAAGGACGUUGGGUAGAGUUGAGUGCGUUAGACGUGCUCCAGAUGUUAGGUCGUGCUGGUCGACCCCAGUAUGACACUAAGGGUGAAGGUAUAUUGAUUACCAACCACAGUGAGCUCCAGUACUACUUGUCACUGCUGAAUCAACAGUUGCCCAUUGAAUCACAAAUGGUUAGCAAACUUCCUGAUAUGCUCAAUGCAGAAAUCGUUUUAGGAACAAUUCAAAAUAUGGAUGAUGCAGUGAACUGGCUUGGAUUCACUUAUCUAUAUAUUAGGAUGCUUCGCUCUUCUUCAAUGUAUGGAGUAGCACCAGAGCAACUUGGAGAGGAUCCCCGUCUCAGACGCCACAGAGCUGAUUUAAUCCACACAGCAGCUCAGCUUCUAGAACGUUCUGGUCUUCUCAAGUAUGACCGUAAAACUGGAGCCUUCCACACAACUGAGUUGGGACGAAUUGCUAGCCACUAUUAUUGUACUCAUCAGACUAUGGCAACAUACAAUCAACUGUUGAAGCCCACCCUCAGUGAAAUAGAACUUUUCCGGUAUGACUAA